GCUACUCUUUCUGGAACAAAAUUUCUGGCAAGAGUGGCCAUUUCCAGGCUUAAAGGUUGCGUUGCAGAAAACCCCCCGCAGCCUGGGAAAGGAUAUGAAAGAGCCAUAAAGUGAAUUCUGUUAAACUUCCCAAAGGUGGUUCUUUAACAGGGCCCACUCAUCAGAGAAGAAAAUGAGUGGCUAACACAUAUCCAGGGGGCAGGAAGACUCUGGACAACUGGGCCAGGAUGAAACUUAAAACAACUUUUCCCUUCUGCUUCCUAUGACUUGGAUUUCCUUGAACUCAGCGUCUGGGGAGCCAAGUGUGGGGCCGUCCAGGCAAGAUGGAUGCUACAAGGAUACUGGGCACAGUGUGAAGUGGGCGACGGGAACCAGAAUAAAAAUCUCUUAUGUGAUGGUGGUCACAGUUCUGCUGUGGGUGCAAGGACAUGGAAGAUGUUCGGUGGUCUUCAGCCUGAGUGGUGUGGUGGGGGAGGGGAGAGGAAAGAGGACAAGGACAGGGGAAGUUCCAGAACCUGAGAGCACAAUCCUGAGCGUGAUCUCACUGCGGGCCUAGGAUUCUGGAACUUGGACUGCCGGAUGGGUCCUAUUUGAAAGAUGUAGUAGGGAAAAGGAGCGACAGCUGGCUGAAGGGGCCCCCCACAACCCUCCCCGACACCCUUGGAGAGCAGCCUCUCUCCACUGAUCCCAGGGUGCCAUGGAGAUGGAGAGCACGGCAGCCUCCACACGUUUCCACCAGCCUCACAUGGAGAGGAAGAUGAGUGCGAUGACCUGUGAGAUAUUCAAUGAGCUGAGGCUAGAGGGCAAGCUCUGCGACGUGGUCAUCAAGAGCUUUGUUUACAAGUGGCUGGAACAACACUGAAAAGAAGGUAUACAACAUUCCUGGCAUUUCUCCCGACAUGAUGAAGCUAAUUAUUGAAUAUGCAUACACCCGGACCGUCCCUAUCACACCGGACAACGUGGAGAAGCUGCUGGCUGCUGCUGACCAAUUUAACAUCAUGGGUAUCGUCAGGGGUUGCUGUGAGUUCCUCAAGUCGGAGCUGUGUUUGGAUAAUUGUAUUGGUAUCUGCAAGUUCACAGACUACUACUAUUGCCCUGAGCUGAGGCAGAAGGCCUACAUGUUCAUACUGCACAACUUCGAGGAGAUGGUGAAAGUCUCAGCAGAAUUCUUAGAGCUCUCAGUCACUGAACUUAAGGAUAUCAUUGAGAAAGAUGAGCUCAACGUCAAACAGGAAGAUGCUGUAUUUGAGGCCAUUUUAAAGUGGAUUUCUCAUGACCCCCAAAAUAGGAAGCAGCAUAUUUCAGUUUUGCUUCCCAAGGUUCGCCUGGCUCUAAUGCAUGCUGAGUACUUCAUGAACAAUGUUAAGAUGAACGACUAUGUGAAAGACAGUGAGGAAUGCAAGCCAGUCAUCAUUAACGCCCUAAAGGCCAUGUAUGACCUAAACAUGAAUGGACCCUCUAAUUCUGACUUCACCAACCCACUCACCAGGCCCCGCCUGCCCUAUGCCAUCCUAUUUGCAAUUGGUGGCUGGAGUGGUGGGAGCCCCACCAAUGCCAUUGAGGCAUAUGAUGCUCGGGCAGACAGAUGGGUGAAUGUCACUUGUGAGGAAGAGAGUCCCCGUGCCUAUCACGGAGCAGCCUAUUUGAAAGGCUAUGUUUAUAUCAUUGGGGGGUUCGAUAGCGUAGACUACUUCAAUAGCGUUAAGCGUUUUGACCCAGUCAAGAAAACUUGGCACCAGGUAGCUCCGAUGCACUCUAGACGCUGCUAUGUCAGUGUGACUGUCCUCAGCAAUUUUAUUUAUGCCAUGGGAGGAUUUGAUGGCUAUGUGCGCCUCAAUACUGCUGAACGUUACGAGCCAGAGACCAAUCAAUGGACACUCAUUGCCCCCAUGCACGAACAGAGGAGUGACGCAAGUGCCACGACACUGUAUGGAAAGGUCUACAUAUGUGGUGGGUUUAAUGGGAACGAAUGCCUGUUUACAGCAGAAGUGUACAACACCGAGAGUAAUCAGUGGACAGUCAUAGCACCUAUGAGAAGCCGGAGGAGUGGAAUAGGUGUAAUUGCUUAUGGAGAACACGUAUAUGCUGUAGGCGGUUUUGAUGGAGCGAAUCGACUCAGAAGCGCAGAAGCCUACAGCCCAGUGGCUAAUACUUGGCGCACGAUCCCUACUAUGUUUAAUCCUCGUAGCAAUUUUGGCAUUGAGGUGGUGGACGACCUCCUGUUUGUGGUGGGUGGCUUUAAUGGCUUUACUACCACCUUUAAUGUUGAGUGCUAUGACGAGAAGACUGAUGAGUGGUACGAUGCUCAUGACAUGAGCAUAUACCGCAGUGCUCUGAGCUGCUGUGUGGUACCAGGGCUGGCCAAUGUUGGGGAAUAUGCAGCUAGACGGGACAACUUUACAGGAUUAGCACUGCGAGAUGAAGUAAAGUAUUCCGCUUCGACAAGUACCCUACCUGUAUGAGCCUCUUCAUUUAGCUAAUAAAAAGUCCAAGCAGUAAGAAUUAAUUCUUUUUUUAAAUAAAUACAGUGUUUAAACUUGUAAGAGUACUGGAAAAUGUUCAACUUAAGGGAGCCA
This is a messenger RNA of Trichechus manatus latirostris (Florida manatee), 2576 nucleotides long. It is a transcript of the gene KLHL10, whose product is annotated as kelch like family member 10. The transcript has 5 exons. Lineage: Eukaryota; Metazoa; Chordata; Mammalia; Sirenia; Trichechidae. Gene Ontology annotation, molecular function: protein binding. The record is from RefSeq and is a predicted model, not a curated record. The coding region runs from base 900 to 2462 and encodes 520 amino acids.